AUUUGCAGUGAGCGCGCAUUUCUAAUCGGUUCGCAAGUCAGCUCGGGGCAGUCAGUUCGGGGCCGUCAGUAGGUCUUCCAAAGGGUAAAAGCACUUCACCGCUUUCAGUUGGCUCUGUCUCGUCGUUGUGUUGUGCACGAAUGCGCGUUGAACGUUCCAAGUGAGGCACCUGUCCAAACGAGCACAUCACUCAUAAUCCGAUUCCGUCCAAGCGUGUUAGCUCAGCGCAUUUUUUUUUUCAAGAUCACCAAGUGCACUGCAAGUUUUCCCCUACUUUAUUGUCUGUAUGUGUGUCUGAAUGCUGAUGUGGUUGCAGCGUAAAUCACAGCGUUGAUUUAACAGAAAGUUUUUUUGCAACUGGCUUAUUUGCCAAGCUGACGUUCACAUUACCCACAUAGAAGCAGCACAUUACCACGUUUACAAAUCUAUCGAUCAUUCCGAAUUCGAAAUUCACUCGAUUUCCGACUUACGCUUAAAAUGCAAUUUCUUGAAAGGUUUCGCAAGGGCCUCAAAAAUGAAUUCCAGAAGCAACAUUUCGGCUUCGAGUACAGUCACGUGCACCUAUUCUACAAAUCCCUGUGGCAAAAGAAUGAAGUUAGCACAGCUUACUUGCUGUAUCGCUGGAUAUGGGCGAUCUUGUGUCUGGCUGUAUACAUUACCUGCAUUGCAUUGCAAUUGUGUGACGGGAUAUUCUUCAUCUAUAUGACCAAUUGGGGCUUUGGUCUCAUCACCGUCACCAUGCUUAUGGGGGCGGUGCACGUCACAUGCUGGCACUACGAUAUACGGAACGUUCGGAGUCUGGUGCAAGAGUCGGGACAGAAGGGGCGGACCACCACGUGCAGCUUGAAGAUCUAUUGGUGGCUGUACAAUAUGUCACUGCUGAUGGCCUUGAUCAUAUCCACUGUGUACUGGGUAUUUCUCAACGGUCGGAUGAACAAACCGGCACGAUUUCCGGUAAUUAGCAUUAUAACACAUGCUCUGAAUAGCGCCUGUAUGAUGAUCGAUUUUCUGAUCGUUGCAUUUCCGCUGCGACUGCUGCACAUGGUGCAGACGAUGUGCUUGGCCAUUGCCUUCUUCCUCUUCACACUCAUCUAUCACAUCAGCGGCGGCACCGAUGAAUUUGGGAAUCCCUAUGUUUAUCCCAUACUAGACUGGCAUAAUCCCAUUCGCUGUCUGGUCACAUUCGUCGGCAUUUUCCUGAUGAUCAUCUGUUUUUGGACGCUGCUCUUUGGCGCCCAUAAGCUGAAGCAGGUCUUCAAUCGGGCGUUCAGCAUCGUCUGGACACCCCAAUCCGUGGGUCUUAUAUAACACUAGACCCACAAAAUCUAGCAUCACAAAACUGCACUCAAUUAGCGAUAAGUAGUCCAGCCCGCAUAUUGUAAUUUUCAUUUAGUAGUUACAUCUUUGUAUUCAUCUUUACUUGCAUUUACUAUUUAUAUCACACUGUAGCUGUACGCACUAAGAUUGUUUUUUAGUAAGUGCUUUUUGCUAUGCGGCUAGUUUAAGCAUUGUAAGUUUUUUCUGGUUCCUUAAUGCCGAGGCAACAUCCGAUUGCUUUGGCUAUUACUUUUAAAGAGUAUAAACAAUUGAAUAAAGCUUGUUACUAUGGAAUCCAUAGUGAAAUGAUAUUAUGAAGGAAAUAAAAUAAUGUUUUUUGAACAUUUUUCAUUGGAAAAUCGAAA
This is a messenger RNA of Drosophila grimshawi, 1682 nucleotides long. Its product is annotated as protein rolling stone. The record is from RefSeq and is a predicted model, not a curated record. Lineage: Eukaryota; Metazoa; Arthropoda; Insecta; Diptera; Drosophilidae. Bases 478 to 1308 code for a protein of 276 amino acids. Gene Ontology annotation, cellular component: membrane. The transcript has 4 exons.